Sorghum bicolor (sorghum) is the source of this 1337-nucleotide messenger RNA. Its product is annotated as ethylene-responsive transcription factor RAP2-11-like. The record is from RefSeq and is a predicted model, not a curated record. Lineage: Eukaryota; Viridiplantae; Streptophyta; Magnoliopsida; Poales; Poaceae. Bases 88 to 1044 code for a protein of 318 amino acids. Gene Ontology annotation, biological process: regulation of DNA-templated transcription. The transcript has a single exon. Gene Ontology annotation, molecular function: DNA binding; DNA-binding transcription factor activity.
ACCAGAAGUACCAAGCAUCGACACCUGUCUUCCUCCUCCUCUCCAACCACUCCAACCAGCAGCUCGAAGCCAAGAAAGCUUGCUCACAUGGAGCUCCUCCACUUCCAGGCGCAGCCACCAGUGUUCCAGCUCGAGGACUACAGCAGCUACUACUACUACUACCAGCAGGAGGCGGCGGCGCAGGCCAAGCCGUCCAAGCCACGGGGCCGGAAGAAGGGCAGCAACAACCACAGCAAGUUCGUCGGCGUCCGGCAGCGCCCGUCGGGCCGGUGGGUGGCGGAGAUCAAGGACACCACGCAGAAGAUCCGCAUGUGGCUCGGCACCUUCGAGACCGCCGAGGCCGCGGCCAAGGCCUACGACGAGGCCGCCCGCCUCCUCCGCGGCACCGACGCCCGCACAAACUUCGCGCCGCGCAUCUCCCCCGACUGCCCGCUCGCCGUCCGCAUCCGUGGGCUCCUCCACCACAAGAAGAUCAAGAAGGCCAAGGCCGCCGCGGCGAGCUCCUCCGCGGCCGCUGUGGCCGCCGCCGCCAAGCAGCAGGCGUCGAGCUCCCCUGUUCCCACCACAAGCAAUAGCAAUAGCAAUAGCAAUAGCAAUAGUCAUAGCACGAAUAGUGCUUGUGGUGGCGGCUCCAGCAGCAGCAGCAGCAUGAGCAGCUCCAGCUCCAGCUGCGACGACGCCAUAGCCAUGCCGCACGGCGGCAUCGGCGCACUGGACGCCGGCGAGGUGUACCGGCCGGAGUUCGCCACCGCGGGCGCCGAGGAGUUCGAUUCCUGGAUGUUCGACUCGGCGUUCGGCCAGUUCCCAGCGCUGGACAGCUUCGCGGCCGUCGACGACGCUGUCCCAGCCGCUGGCACCACGGAGGAGUCCGUCGCCGCCGCGACGCCGGGCGACGAGAUGGCCGAGUUCGAGCGGAUCAAGGUGGAGCGGCGCAUCUCGGCGUCGCUGUACGCCAUGAACGGCCUGCAGGAGUACUUCGACCGGGUGAUCGACGCCUCUGCCUGCGACUCGCUCUGGGAUCUCUCGCCGCUCUGCCAUCAUUAGCUAGCUAGCUUCACCUCAACCGCGUGCGUCGUCGUUUCUUGCUCUUCCACCUCUCUCCUGGGUGUUGGCCAUUGUCGGGGAAAUUAGUAACAAGUGUCAGGUGUAUGUGCGUCUGCGGUGUAAAGAGGAACCCAAGAACAUUAGAGGAUCCUGCUCGUUCUAGUGUAGUCAGUCGAUGCAUUUCUGUGCCAAAAUGCCUCAAAUUUUGCCUUAUGGCAAAGCAAAUCAUAGCACAUUUCAGUGUUCAGUACGCAAUUGUCCUUCUUGGUGAUGACUCCUGGGUGCUGACUGCA